Molecule: messenger RNA, 1056 nt
Organism: Triticum turgidum subsp. durum (durum wheat)
Lineage: Eukaryota; Viridiplantae; Streptophyta; Magnoliopsida; Poales; Poaceae
Source: the annotation of a GenBank genome assembly
AUGGCGCUGGAGACGCGGAAGCUCUACGUCGGCGGCCUCCCGCCGUCGGCGCAGCAGGAAGAACUCCAGGAGCACUUCAGCCGCUACGGCGAGGUGCUGCGCGUCCGUGUCGUCCGCGACUGGGAGACGGGCCAGUGCCGCGGCUUCGCGUUCGUCGAGUUUGCCGACGACGAGGGCCCGCGCGCCGCGCUUCAGGAGAAGGAGAAGGACAACCAUGUCUUCGGCGACCGCACGGUGGAUGUUAAACGAGCUCGGACCAGGCCAAUGCGAUACCAAAAUGAGCAAUCAUUCUACCAAUACGCUUUAAAUCAGAGCCCAAUUCAGAGCCCAAUUCAGAGCCCAGUUCACAACCAGUGGUACACUCAGUCUUCUAGUAACAACUCAUAUGCUGGUAAUGGUCAUAGAACUUGUGAUCCAAACAAGGUCUUUGUUGGUGGGCUACGAGGUAAUGUUACCAAGGAGCACCUCCAGAGCUAUUUUGAGAAGUUUGGUAGAAUAACAGAUGUUGUUGUGAUACGUGAGGGGGCUAGUCAGAGAUCAAGAGGCUUUGGUUUCAUUACAUUUGAUUCAGAGGAGGCUAUGGUAAAUGUCUUGGAGAGUAAAUUCCAUGACUUGAACGGUACAAAGGUUGAAACUAAGAGAGCUAUUCCCAAGGGUCAUAGCUACUACCAGGAUAGGCUACAAUAUAAUCCUAUGAUAUGGAAUGGCAACAAUCCUCCCAUUGGCUUUGCUGGAGCAUACCCACCUCACAUGCAGCAUAUUGUUAAUAAUCAUUAUGUGAUGCCUAUGCCACAAUACAUGUGCUUACCAGAGUAUGUCUACAUGAUGAAUGGAGGAGUCCCCUUGACAAGGCAAGGUUCACUCAAUACAGGCUACGGAACACAAAUUGGAUAUGGUUAUGAUCAUGUGAAUACAAAUCGUUUUGGUGCUCAACUUGGGGAAGCUAAAAGUGAUAACAAAUUGAUUGAAGACAUAACAGAGCAACAAGUGGACCUACCAGCUACCAGGCAAGAAACUUUGGGCAUGGAUGACCAGGCUACUGUUACAACAUUGUAA